Molecule: messenger RNA, 909 nt
Organism: Striga hermonthica
Lineage: Eukaryota; Viridiplantae; Streptophyta; Magnoliopsida; Lamiales; Orobanchaceae
Source: the annotation of a GenBank genome assembly
AUGGGGCGAGCUUUUCUGUACGUUAUUAUUGGAGGAGGAGUUGCAGCUGGCUAUGCCGCUCAUGAAUUUGUUAAGAGGGGCGUCUCUAAUGGCGAACUCUGCAUAAUCUCUGAAGAGCCCGUUGCACCCUAUGAAAGGCCUGCAUUGAGCAAAGGUUACUUACUUCCAGAAGCUCCUGCACGCCUCCCUUCAUUUCACUGUUGUGUAGGUACCAAUGAGGAAAGACUGCCUCCAAAAUGGUACAAGGAAAAUGGUAUUGAGUUAAUUCUUAGCACUAGAGUCAAAUCUGCUGAUGUUAGGCGGAAGACACUGCUAACUGCAACCGGAGAAACCAUAAGCUACAAAUAUCUCAUAGUUGCAACAGGUGCUCGGGCAUUGAAGCUUGAAGAGUUCGGAGUUAAUGGAUUAGAUGCAGCUAAUGUGUGCUAUCUGCGAGACUUGGCUGAUGCAGACGGACUUGUGAAUGUGAUGCAAUCCUGUAGUGGUGGAAAUGCUGUUGUUAUUGGUGGCGGCUAUAUAGGGAUGGAAUGUGCUGCAUCGUUGGUGAUUAACAAAUUAAAUGUGACAAUGGUUUUCCCUGAGGCGCAAUGUAUGGCCCGCUUAUUUACCCCCAAGAUUGCUAGUUAUUACGAAGAAUUUUAUCAGUCCAAAGGGGUGAAGUUUGUGAAAGGAACCGUUCUGACAUCGUUCGAUUUUAGCUCGGAUGGAAAGGUCACCGCGGUCAACCUCCGGGACGGCUCGAAACUCCCGGCCGACAUGGUGGUGGUUGGCAUCGGCAUUCGUCCCAACACAAGCCUAUUCGAGGGGCAGCUUACCAUGGAAAAAGGUGGCAUAAAGGUGAACGGCAAGAUGCAGUCCAGCAACGCCUCAGUCUACGCCAUCGGCGAUGUGGCGGCCUUCCCCGUCUAG